CUUGAACAUUGCAAUUGCCAGCCCAUCAUCAAUUGUGCAUGCUGCUACUGUUGAACAGGAGCCGCGAGAGCUUGUAUGCUUUUGCAUUGUUUUAGCUCGGAAGUCUCCAUUUGAGCGGAUUCAGUAGUGCCAUGCUCCUCUCUCGACGAUACUAACACGGCGAUUGUAUGCAUACGCUAAAAUACCAGGCUGUAUUGGGGACAAGAAACCACUUUCAUCUCACUUUGCAGUUCGAGUGAUUUGCCAUUAUCGAUAGACUUCCAAAUCACUCUACCGUCACUUUCUUUUCUAAAGAUCUGUUGACUGUUCGUCUAAAUUUCACACGCCUGUCGCAAACCAUAAUGGCAGACAAACUCGAUGCUAGCCAUGGCCGUAGCGCACCAGCGUACUUACCAGCACACGAAUAUCACGCUGCGAUCCCACAGGUCCCUCAAACCUUUUUAGUCCCGCCAAUGGCGCUUGGUGACAAAAACCUGAAUCGUUUUAUCGUCGAGCCGCCAGAAGAACAUGGCUUUGACGUGGGUGAAUUCGUCGACUCGGGUUUCUUCAAUCAAGUUGAUCAGUCAUGGUUUUCUCACCGUGCAAAGCGUGAGACAUGGUUAUACGCCAUGCGUAGAGAGGCUCAGCAAAUCCUACCCUUUCUAUACCUCGGCCCAUCAUCUGUGUCAAAGGACCAAGAUUUUCUCAGAAGGGAAGGCAUAACUCUACUCCUGUCUAUUCGUGACAGGCGAUCAGCCAAUGUACGUCUGCUAUCAGGUGCCAAGGUUGCAGAAGAGCUCGGAAUACUGGCCGACUCGGUCGAUGUGGAGGGCGAGGCAGAACUUAUUGCCUCUUUCCCCAACGCCAUUCGUCGAAUCAAUAAACAUAUCACCUCUGGCGCCUCGGCUCAACAAGGCCUGCCGCCCAGAGUGCUCGUAUUUUGUGAAGCUGGGAAUGAGAGAUCUGCCAGUGUAGUUAUUGCUUACGUGAUGGCUAUGUUUAAUAUGACUAUGGCGAAUGCCAUGUGGACCGUGCAACAUCGAAGAUUCUGCAUCAAUGUUGACGAGUCAAUGCAAUCACUACUCCGCUCUUUCGAGACAAUCCUAGAAGCAAAAAGACAAGUUGCAGCAGCACGCCGCCAAGAGAGUCUUAUGGGGCAGUCACAACCACUGCCUCAGAGUAAAUUGUUGAAAAAGCGCAGUUUCAUUGAAUAUGACAAUGACCAGCAGCACUCGUCUGGACCAGGUGGUAAUCUUGGUAAUUACUCCACGGGUAUGAGCAACGCCGAAGACAGCCCUGAACAUUUGAAGCAAAAACCAGCGCCAUUCGUAGAUCGCGUUGUAUGAUGAAAGAAGAUGAGCAUAUGGGAACAUUGGAAAGAUUAUCAAGGCACUUUAGAUGAAAUGGGAUGGAGUUUUGCUGUACAACAGAGUUCACCAGGAGCCAAAUAGUUAGGCGUUAGGGAAUCAACAAUACCCAGAUUUAGAUGGAUUCAAAUCCAUUUUUCAAA
Talaromyces proteolyticus is the source of this 1489-nucleotide messenger RNA. Its product is annotated as protein-tyrosine phosphatase-like protein. Lineage: Eukaryota; Fungi; Ascomycota; Eurotiomycetes; Eurotiales; Trichocomaceae. The transcript has a single exon. Gene Ontology annotation, molecular function: F-box domain binding; protein tyrosine/serine/threonine phosphatase activity. Gene Ontology annotation, biological process: protein dephosphorylation; negative regulation of SCF-dependent proteasomal ubiquitin-dependent catabolic process; regulation of ERK1 and ERK2 cascade. Bases 342 to 1325 code for a protein of 327 amino acids. The record is from RefSeq and is a predicted model, not a curated record. Gene Ontology annotation, cellular component: cytoplasm; nucleoplasm.